AUGCCUAAAACAAAGUACACCAGGGAUGCUCCUAUUAAGGCUAAGAAAAAACUGGAGCAAAUGGAUCUUGUUAAAAGGAACGAGUGGAUGAUGUUGGGAACCAUGCUUGUCACUGUCACUUUGUGGAUCUUUGGAGAAAGGGUAGACAUUUCAACUUUGGCUGCAACUAUGAUGGGCUUAUCGGUUGUACUGAUACUUAGAAUGUUGAGCUGGGACAACAGCUUAAGUGAAAAACCAGCUUGGAAUCCAUUGACUUGGUUCGCAAUGUUCUUAGGCAUGGCGGAUCAACUAAACGUCCUAGGGGUCAAACCAUGGUUUUCUAGACGUGUAGGCAGCUUUAUGAAGUCUUUAGCAAUCAGAUGGUAUAUCCAACUUUUAAUCCUCCAGACGAUGUAUUUCUUCACUCACUAUCUGAUUGUGGGUCAGACAACCCAUAUUGCUGCUUUAUACCAAGCCUUCCUGAAAAUGCACCUAACGGCUAAAGUCCCCGGAACACUUUCUACCUUGCUUUUGGCGUACAAUACGGACCUUUUUGGUGCACUUAACCAUUACAGCAGUGGUCAUGCGGCGAUAUAUUAUGGAGAUGGUUAUGUUAAACUUCGAGAUUUCUUUAAGCUUGGAAUAUUGAUGGCUUUUAUCAACAUGACAAUUUGGGGGCUGGUUGGAGCCUUAUGGCUGAAACAGUACACCAAGGAUGCUCUUAUUAUGGCUAAGAACAAACUGGAGCAAAUGGAUCUCAUUAAAAGGAACGAGGGGAUGAUGCUUGGAACCAUGCUUGUCAAUGUCACUUUGUGGAUCUUCGAAGAAAGGCUAGACAUUUCAACUUUGGCUGCAGCUAUGAUGGGCAUAUCGGUUGUACUGAUACUUAGAGUGUUGAGCUGA
Messenger RNA from Helianthus annuus (common sunflower), 882 nucleotides. RefSeq names its product dicarboxylate transporter 2.1, chloroplastic-like. NCBI's taxonomy places the organism in Eukaryota, Viridiplantae, Streptophyta, Magnoliopsida, Asterales, Asteraceae. The transcript has 6 exons. The record is from RefSeq and is a predicted model, not a curated record. Bases 1 to 882 code for a protein of 293 amino acids. Gene Ontology annotation, cellular component: membrane. Gene Ontology annotation, molecular function: transmembrane transporter activity. Gene Ontology annotation, biological process: transmembrane transport.